ACUGCCUGGGAAGCAGAAGGGGAGGGUUAGUGCGCCCUUCAGGAACCGAGGGAAACUACCACAAACAGCAGUAACUUAACCAAAUGACCAGCUUUUAAACCCCCGCCGCCCCGGCCUCCAGGACGACGUUUCUCCCCCGCUUUUCUGCUCCGUAGGACGGAGUUGGUCCUGGACUGGAGGAGGGGAGAAGCUGGGAAGUUUUUUCGGAGAGGAACGGGAAGCGCUUUGAGGAAAAAGCCCGGUUUGAAGGGCUGUGGCCAUGGCCGGGGGAGGAGGAGGUGGAGGUGGAGGGGUUUCUCCGCCGAUGUGGUACCACCGGGACCUGAGCCGCGCCGCGGCCGAGGAGCAGCUGGCCCGGGCCGGCCGGGACGGCAGCUUCCUGGUGCGGGACAGCGAGAGCGUGAGCGGGGCGUACGCGCUGUGUGUGCUGUUUCAGAAGCAUGUCCACACCUACAGAAUCCUACCAGACGAUGAGGGAUUUCUGGCAGUACAGACGUCUCAGGGCGUACAGCCUAAGCGAUUUAAAACAUUGCCAGAGUUGGUGUCGCUGUACCUGCAGCCCAGUCAGGGUCUGGUCACCACCCUGCUUUACCCUGUAGAGCGAGAGGAGACGGCCGCAUCUGACGACAGGGACUAUUCAGACGGAGAGGAUGAGAAGCCACCCCUCCCCCCUCGCUCUGCCUCCACCUCCACUCCCCCUGGACCAGACACACCCACGGAAAGCACCCCUUCAGCUAAUGGCCUAAGCACCAUUUCUCACGAAUACCUGAAAGGCAGCUACGCGUUGGACCUGGAGGCGGUCAAGCAGGGAGCCUCCUCGCUGCCUCAUCUCAACAAGACACUAGUGGCCUCCUGCAAACGCCUUAAUGGGGAGGUGGAUAAAGUUCUGUCUGGUCUGGAGAUCCUGUCUAAAGUCUUUGAUCAGCAGAGUGCUUUCAUGGUCUCCAAGAUGAUCCAGCAGUCAGUGAAUCAGGGUGGAGACCAGGAGUUGGAGAAUUUGGUGACCAAGUUGGCAAUUCUCAAAGACCUGCUGUCCUCCAUAGAGAAGAAGGCGCUGAAAGCUCUACAGGACAUGAGUUUGUCCUCUCCUUGCUCCCCUCCUCCUCUCUCCAUGCGUCACAGCAAAGCCAUUCCUGUGCAGGCCUUUGAGGUGAAACUUGAUGUUUACCUGGCAGAACUGACAAAGAUAGGAAAAAGUCAGAAGUACACUUUGUCUGUGGAUGUGGAGGGAGGGAGGCUGGUCGUGAUGAAGAAAGUGAAGGACAAUCAGGAGGACUGGACCACCUUCACGCACGACAAAAUUCGUCAGCUGAUCAAGUCUCAGCGGGUGCAGAAUAAACUGGGCAUUGUGUUUGAGAAGGAGAAGGAUAAGAGUCAGAGGAAAGACUUCAUCUUUGCUAGUGCCAAGAAGAGGGAGGCGUUUUGCCAGCUGCUGCAGCUGAUGAAGAACAAACAUUCCAACCAGGACGAGCCAGACAUGAUCUCUGUCUUCAUAGGCACAUGGAAUAUGGGCUCAGUACCUGCACCAAAGUCUGUGGCCUCAUGGGUGUUGUGUCGCGGCCUCGGGAAGACUCUGGACGAGAUGACCGUCACCAUCCCUCACGACUUGUACGUGUUUGGCACCCAGGAAAACUCGGUGUGUGAUCGGGAGUGGGUGGAGUCGAUACGUGCCGGGUUGAAGGAACAGACGGAACUGGAUUAUAAGCCGAUCGCAGUGCAGACUCUGUGGAACAUAAAAAUUGCUGUGUUGGUGAAACCUGAACAUGAGAACCGGAUCAGCCAUGUGGGGAUGUCCAGUGUGAAGACGGGCAUCGCCAACACGCUGGGUAACAAAGGAGCAGUGGGCGUCUCUUUCAUGUUCAACGGAACAUCAUUUGGCUUUGUGAACUGUCACCUGACAUCAGGGAAUGAGAAAAUUGCCAGGAGGAACCAGAAUUACCUUGAUAUCCUGCGUCUGCUGUCGCUAGGAGACAAACAGCUCAGCUCCUUUGACAUUUCCCUCCGCUUCACGCACCUGUUUUGGCUGGGAGACCUCAACUACAGGCUGGAUAUGGACAUACAGGAAAUUUUAAACUACAUCAACAGGAAGGAGUUUGAGCCCCUGCUUAAAGUGGAUCAGCUCAACCUGGAGAGGGAGAAGAAUAAAGUCUUUUUGCGCUUUGCGGAGGACGAGAUCUCAUUUCCACCGACUUACCGCUACGAACGAGGCUCAAGGGACACGUAUGUGUGGCAGAAGCAGAAGGCCACAGGGAUGAGGACGAAUGUUCCAUCCUGGUGCGACAGGAUCCUGUGGAAGUCAUACCCCGAAACACACAUUGUCUGCAACUCCUAUGGCUGUACAGACGACAUCGUCACCAGUGAUCAUUCCCCUGUGUUUGCAACGUUUGAAGUUGGAGUGACCUCCCAGUUUGUCUCCAAGAAAGGUCUGCCAAAGUCCUCGGAACAGGCCUACAUUGAGUUUGAGAGCAUUGAGGCCAUAGUGAAGACCGCGAGCAGGACUAAAUUCUUCAUUGAAUUUUACUCUACAUGUCUGGAAGAAUUUAAGAAGAGUUACGAGAACGACAGUCAGAACAGCGACAACAUCAACUUCCUGCGCGUAGGCUGGUCCAAUAAGCAGCUCACAACACUCAAGCCACUUCUGUCAGAAAUCGAGUACCUGCAGGACCAGCAUCUGCUGCUAACAGUGAAAUCAGUGGAUGGAUACGAGUCUUACGGAGAGUGUGUAUUGGCCCUUAAGUCAAUGAUUGGCAGCACAGCACAGCAGUUCCACACUUACCUGUCCCACCGAGGUGAAGAAACAGGAAAUAUCCGGGGGUCCAUGAGGGUCAGAGUCCCCUCUGAGAGGAUGGGAACCAGGGAGCGACUAUAUGAGUGGAUUAGUGUGGACAAGGAUGAGACGGGUGGACCAAAAGGGAAAUCCACAAUGCUUUCCAGAUCUGGGCAUGAAUAUGUGAAGCCUUCUGUGCUUCGAAAACAGCUUGGAGAGCUGGGAAAGGUCAGUGAGGAGGGAGAAAAAAGCAGCAAGGAGGAAACUGCUGCAAGACCCAAACAGGAUGCAUCAGAUGGCGAUCCAUCCAUCAGCAAGAACAGCUACAAUAAUCCUGCCUACUACAUCCUGGAGGGUGUUCCCAACCAAUCAGCUGCAGCGGUUUCUCCUGAGCUUCUCACAUCUCCUACCUCCACAAACCCCCAGGCACUAAAAGCCCCCGCUCCCUCAGCGGGGGCCCGAACCAAACCCAGCCCUGCAAGCUCAGGGCCCCCCCACCCACGCAGACCCGUGGCAGGACACCCAGCCCGGGCCAUCAGCGAGGAGGGCUCCUCAGAGGACGAUGGCAGUGCCUGCGUGGGAGGGGCACAAGGGGGGGGUGUUGCGGGAACAGUUGGAAGCACGCUUAACCGACCCCCUCCAGACUUCCCUCCUCCUCCACUCCCCAAAGGAGCCCUGGAGAUGGUUGCAGAGGCCCCGUUCAACAAACCACGUGCUCUUUAUCCCGACCUGGCCGAGGUCAGGAUCCCGCCAGCCGGUGCUGGUGGGCCACUCAGUGACGGCUUUAGGCGAGGAGGAGGAGGAGGAGGGGGAGGAGGAGCAGGUGGAGGAGGAGGAGGAGGAGGUGUCGGAGCAGGAGCGUUGGACGAUCAGUCGUGCUCCGUGCUCCAGAUGGCAAAGACCCUGAGUGAGAGUGAAUUUCCUGGACAGCCUCCUCGUGCGCCAUCAGCACCUCCGCCUCUUCGUGGGCAGCCAAUGGGUUUAGGUCUGGACGCCUGCCGCACCUUCCCCCCCAGAAACCCCAUCACGGAGAGUAUUGCAGAGGACAUGCCAGAGGAAGCACUUUGGGGCAGCAGUAGUUCAUCUUUGUCUGUGGGCGAAUCUUCAGUCGGGGAGUGGCUACAGAGACUGGGCCUGGAGAGGUAUGAGCAGGGCCUUCUACACAACGGCUGGGACGACCUGGAGUUCCUCAGUGACAUCACUGAGGAAGACCUGGAGGAAGCCGGGGUGCUCGAUCCCGCCCACAAGCGAAUCCUGCUGGAGAGCCUCAGGCAGCAGCAGCAGCAGCCGCAGCAGAAGUAGUGAACGGUUCCAGCUCCGAACCACACCUUGUCCAGAGAAGCCGGAUCUUAGUUGAACUGAACUGAACUGAACUGAACUGAACUGAUCUGAACUGAUCUGAGCUGGAACGUGCCAACAGAUACCAGACUGUGCCUUCUGAGAGAAAUUGCACUCAAUUUGUUCUUUCAAAAAACACUUGCUAAACCAAUGUCCUUUUUCAUUUGUACUGUAUGCGUGUGUCCGUUGUCAUAUGUGUGGUCUUAUUUAAUGAUAAUCAUUUCUGUCAUUCAAGCAUCACUACAUAUAACCCCUGGCUGUAAAAGCAGGGAUGACAUUAUGCCCUUUGCCACACUCGUUUAGACACACGACCGAUGUCCUGAUGGAGGCGCAGGUGUGUUGUACCGUCACAUUUGACCUGUAGCUGUAAGAUGGAAUUUAAAGUUUGUUUGUUUGAGGCGUUUUUUCCUUCUGAGAGCUGAGGAGCGUCAGACUUUCACAUUCAAGCUCAAAACAUUUUUCCCUUUUUUUGUUUUAUUUUGGGGGGGGAGAAAUGGGUGGAACAGAAAAAGUCCUGCAGCUGCCUUUUGUGAUGACGGGAAAGAGGUUAAGAACUCUGGUUCAAGUCUUUUCAAGUCGUUAUUUUGUGAUGAUGUCUGGGCCACUGUUUAUUAAAUGGUGGCCUGUGAUGAGUGCAAGUAUUUAUGAUUUGAUUUAUUAUUUUUGAAUAUUAUAAAGGGAAUAUUAUGGAAACCAAAUUAAUACUUUUACAGUCAUAAGUGUGUACUUUGCACAACACUUUCAUGAUUGGAGGUUUUUUUCUCCUUUCAUUGACACUGACAUUUCUGGGGGGGGUUUUCCACACAGUUGCAUAUUACAAUAGGUUGAUUAUAUUUGUUGAAGUUGUAAGUAUUCCUAUUGUUUAUGGUCAAUCAGUGGACAUGGCUACAGAAUCACAAAUAUGCACAAGGUAAUAAAUGCUGGACCAAGGUUAGAAUAUGGCUGAAAAGUACUAUUUCUCAUACUCACCCUGUCUGUGAGGAUGUUGAAUUUAAAUAUAUGUAGAUGUCCUCUUAUUUUUUCUCUCUUUAAAAAUGUGACUCAGGUUUCUUGGGGGCUUGAAUUUCAUUUUGACUCAUUCUAAUUUUGAAGGGGUCUAAAUGGAGUAGCAAUCAGGGAACUGGUUACCACAGAAUAGCUUUAAUGAUGGUUACUCUGCUGAUGAUUUAAUAAGCCUUCAUAUCGUCACCAAACCGUUUCCUGUAACAGGAUGCUGAUCUGAUUUGGUUCUUUUAUUACAUGACUAGAGACAUUGACUUGUUUUUCCAUCGUGACACAUUUUGUACACACGGGAGAAGAUGUCACCUGGUGUAACUCAUGAUGAGCAGAAAGGUCUGCAGGACACAUGCUGCACGUUGAGAGGAUGCUUGUUCCUAGAAGUCACCAGCAGGGGGUGCUGUUACUCCGUAGACAUGGGGAACAAAGGAGCUUCUCCUCUUCACUUUUAAGUCAACAACUACCUUGUGUCUUGUUUGAAAGCUUUGUCCGACACCUUUGUAUCGGCACUAAAUUUGAAUAUUUUUUCUCAUCUGUAAAUCAUAGCUGAUUGUGAUAACAGCUUCAUUUCUGCCUCCGAAAUAAUCUGCUUUUGCUCCAAACUUUCUUUGUGACCCAGUCAUUUUCUAGAUUUAUUUUGCUCACCAACAAAAUUAGAUUGAACUCCAUUCAUCUGUUACAGGUGGUGCAUUCUGCCUGAUAUCUUAAACAGCGAAACAAGCGCAGAGAAUUUGGAUGUUCCAUUCGGAUAAAUUCAGUGUAAUGUGUCUUGAAGCCCACCGGUGUUCUCAGUGGUGUGUGUAAGUGUAUAUGUAUGUAUGUAUGCAAAAGAGACGUACCGUUAUUAUCUCUGACACUCCAUUUUGUCUACAUGUAGUCUUCUGUUUCAGUUUCUAUUAAGUUAAUGUAAAAUUGUCACCCUUGUAUUUAACUUUUUCAAGUAAAGUCUAAUAUCUUUCCCUACGUUA
Cololabis saira (Pacific saury) is the source of this 6069-nucleotide messenger RNA. RefSeq names its product inositol polyphosphate phosphatase-like 1a (gene inppl1a). The record is from RefSeq and is a predicted model, not a curated record. Gene Ontology annotation, biological process: phosphatidylinositol dephosphorylation. The coding region runs from base 260 to 4069 and encodes 1269 amino acids. The transcript has 27 exons. Gene Ontology annotation, molecular function: protein binding; phosphatase activity. Lineage: Eukaryota; Metazoa; Chordata; Actinopteri; Beloniformes; Belonidae.